UCAAUCAUCCCAAAGAUGUUUCUCGACUGUAUCAUCUGCCUUCCCGUAGCUGUACAUAGCAUACCUAGGCGAAAGGAAGCAUGGGCACCCAGAUGAUGUCGUCGCCUCGCACCAUGAUACACUGUCAAGCGUUCUUGAAAGGUGACCUCUCCGUUCAGCCUGGUCACUUCAACUCAACACUCGUUUUCCCCAGCUCUGAUUUCAUCUAAGACAUUUUUGUGAACCGUAAUCAUGCUUCACCACUCAACGCAUUGCAAGGCAUCUCUUUACCAAUGGACUGAUCAUGCACAAUCCUGAAAUUUCAGUAAACAAGAUAUUUUAGAUUCCAUCAUCUAUAGCUACAAGCAUGGAUUCUCGGGCUUCGCGGCCAUGCUUACAAAAGAGCAAGCACAGCAACUUGCAGAUGAUCACCGUCUGGGGCAGCGCCCGCGGGGCUGGAGCCGGCAGCUCGGCCACCGUGCUCGCGGCCAUCGAUGACGCGAUACACGACGGAGUGGACGUGCUGUCGCUGUCGCUCGUCGUGGAGGAGAACUCGUUUGGCGCCCUGCAAGCCGUCCAGAAAGGGAUCACCAUCGUGUACGCCGCCGGCAACUUUGGGCCCGCACCACAGGUGGUCCAGAACACAGCUCCUUGGGUCAUCACCGUCGCGGCAAGCAAGAUUGAUCGGUCUUUUCCAACCGCGAUCACGCUGGGAAACAAGCAACACAUCGUGGGACAAUCUCUGUACUACGAAGGGAAGAACUUGUCAGGGAGUACCUUCAGGCUUCUUGCAGAUGGAGGCUUAUGCACUGCUGAUGCUCUGAAUGGCACGGAUGUGAGGGGAAAAAUUGUGUUGUGUGUUGCUUUCCCAGUAUCGCCGCUUGCACUUUUCCCACUCGCACUGAAGAACGUCCUGGAUGGUGGGGGCUCCGGUAUCAUCUUUGCUCAAUACAGCAUGAACGUUCUAGAUGCGACAGCAGAUUGCAAAGGCAUUCCAUGCGUUCUCGUGGACUUCGAUACUGCGAACCAGAUUGGCAAUUACAUGGGCGAUGCAAGCUCUCCUGUGGCGAAGAUCGAACCAGCACGCACUGUCACAGGUGCAGAGGCACUGGCUCCAACGGUGGCAGCAUUCUCCUCAAGAGGUCCAUCGAUCAAUUACCCUGAAGUUAUCAAGCCUGACAUAGCGGCACCAGGAGUCAGCAUCCUAUCAGCCAAAGAAGAUGAAUAUGCAUUGGGCUCAGGGACAUCUAUGGCAACGCCACAUGUUGCAGGCAUCGUUGCGCUGCUGAAAGCCCUGCACCCGAAUUGGUCUCCAGCAGCACUAAGAUCAGCCAUCAUGACAACUGCAUCUGUAACUGAUGGGCGCGGCAUGCCGAUACUCGCACAAGGAUUGCCCCGGAAGAUCACUGACCCAUUUGACUAUGGAGGGGGGGGGGGGUACAUAAAUCCUAACAAGGCAGCUGAACCUGGCCUGGUUUAUGACAUUGAUCCAAGUGGCUACAACAAGUUCAUAGGGUGCACGUUCAAGAAGUUUAUAAGCUGCAACAAAACAAUGCUACCAGGAUAUCAUCUGAACUUACCAUCCAUCGCCAUUCCAGAUCUGAGGCAUCCCAUUACUGUAUUGAGAACGGUCACAAACAUAGGUGAGGUCGAUGCAGUUUACCACGCUGAAAUCCAGAGCCCUCCUGGAGUCAACGUGGAUGUUGAGCCGUCUGUUCUUUCGUUCAAUGCUGCAAGCAAAGUUAUGACCUUUCAGGUUAAGUUAUCGCCUCUAUGGAGGUUACAAGGGGACUACACAUUUGGUAGCCUUACUUGGCAAAAUGGCCAAAAUACAGUGCGAAUCCCGAUUGCAGCCCGGAUCAUAAUUCAUGAUUUCUUUGCAGACGUUGCAUAACUAAGGUAAAACAUGCAUGCUA
Panicum hallii is the source of this 1895-nucleotide messenger RNA. RefSeq names its product subtilisin-like protease SBT3.9. The transcript has 7 exons. Bases 347 to 1873 code for a protein of 508 amino acids. The record is from RefSeq and is a predicted model, not a curated record. Gene Ontology annotation, biological process: proteolysis. NCBI's taxonomy places the organism in Eukaryota, Viridiplantae, Streptophyta, Magnoliopsida, Poales, Poaceae. Gene Ontology annotation, molecular function: serine-type endopeptidase activity.